Messenger RNA from Belonocnema kinseyi, 1498 nucleotides. It is a transcript of the gene Fib, whose product is annotated as rRNA 2'-O-methyltransferase fibrillarin. Gene Ontology annotation, cellular component: nucleolus; box C/D methylation guide snoRNP complex; Cajal body. NCBI's taxonomy places the organism in Eukaryota, Metazoa, Arthropoda, Insecta, Hymenoptera, Cynipidae. The transcript is spliced from 6 exons. Gene Ontology annotation, molecular function: RNA binding; histone H2AQ104 methyltransferase activity; rRNA methyltransferase activity. The record is from RefSeq and is a predicted model, not a curated record. Gene Ontology annotation, biological process: box C/D sno(s)RNA 3'-end processing; rRNA methylation. Bases 115 to 1083 code for a protein of 322 amino acids.
GCGUCAUCUGAUCAAUCAAUGUUAAAAUUUUCUUUUGCGUUCUGGCCGACCACGUGUGACAAAUUUUUCAAAUAUUAUUUUAUACUGUUGUAUAAAUAGUGUAAAAACAAAAUCAUGGGCUUUUCACCAGCCGGCGGUGGCGGCGGCGGUUUUAGAGGAGGUGGCCGUGGAGGUUUCGGAGGUGGCCGUGGUGGAGAUCGAGGAGGCAGAGGACGAGGCGGUGGUCGUGGAGGUGGAGGUCGUGGAGGAUUUGGUGGCCGUGGAGGUGGUGGUGGCACACCUCGUGGUCGUGGAGGUUUUGGCGGACGUGGUGGGGGUGGUGGCGGUAGAGGAGGUAGAGGAGGAGGAGGCUUUAAAGGUGGAAAAACCGUCGUUAUAGAGCCCCAUCGUCAUGAAGGUGUCUUUAUUGCAAGAGGAAAAGAGGACGCGCUCGUUACUCUUAAUUUGGUUCCUGGUUCCGAAGUUUACGGCGAAAAGAGAAUAAGUGUCGAGGUUGAAAAUGGCGAAAAAAUUGAAUACAGAGUCUGGAAUCCCUUCAGAUCAAAACUGGCCGCUGCCAUUCUCGGUGGUGUUGAUCAAAUACACAUGCCACCUGGAAGCAAAGUUUUGUACCUUGGAGCAGCUUCUGGAACUACAGUAUCACACGUUGCGGAUGUCGUCGGUCCUGAGGGAUUAGUUUAUGCAGUCGAGUUCUCCCACAGAUCGGGUAGAGAUUUAAUAAACGUAGCAAAAAAGAGGACAAAUAUCAUUCCCAUUAUCGAAGACGCGAGACAUCCUCACAAGUACAGAAUGCUCAUUGGUAUGGUUGACACGAUAUUUGCCGAUGUUGCACAACCAGAUCAAGCCAGAAUAGUAGCUCUGAACGCUCAAUACUUUCUGAAAAAUGGAGGACACUUUGUGAUCUCAAUCAAGGCGAGUUGUAUUGAUUCCACUGCACAACCGGAAGCCGUUUUCGCUGCAGAGGUGAAGAAACUCGUUAGCGACAAGUUGAAACCCCAGGAACAAAUCACCCUCGAGCCCUACGAACGUGAUCACGCAGUUGUUGUUGGUUCAUUCAGGCCGCCAGCGAAGAAAGCUGAAUAAAUUGCUCUGUAUAGUUCCGCGUAGGUGAUAAUUAUUACUAAAUAUUAAUUACCGAUAUAUUUUUCCAUGAAAUGAUUUUUCUAUGAAGCAUUGGCACUUGUUGAGGAGUCUUGCUGCUGAGGGAAACCUUGGAGAUAGUUUUUACUAUCAGUGUAAAAGAGCAUAUCGGAUAAGAACACAAGAAUAUUGAAUCGAGGUUUAGUUUUUUAGCUUUAAAUGACUUGUUUUGAAUUACAAAAUACUGUUUUUUGUAUAAUAGUACAUAGUUGACUUCAUUAUAGAAGUGUCUAUCAACAUUCUGAGAACGAGAAUCACGAGUAUUUUUUAUUGUUAGAAAUCGUGUGUGCAACUGUCGUUAAUCACACGCAUCACGUCAUUUUACUUUAUUCCGAGAAAUAAAGAUCACUGAAAUUUA